AUAAAUGCUGAGAGUCCAGCAACGAAAUGGCGUAUAAGAGAAGAUGAAUAAUAUGUCAUGAGUGAGUGUACUCACGUUGUAGCUAUAAUACUCUCUCUCUAUUGUAGUCUAUCUGUCUGCCUCUCUGUCUCUUUCUCUCUCACUUCCCAUUUUUAUUUAUUUUAAGUCCAUCCCAAGUCUUCCUCUGUACAUUCCUUCGUUCUGAUUCAUCCCCAAGUCCCAACCCCAGCCCUCUCCAUCAUUUACUCUCUCUAAGAACCUUGUGCUUUUCCAAUCAAAUAUUAAGUCCUUCGAACUACAGUAUAUCCAACAUAUAUAUACAUACAUAUAUAUAUAUAGCUCAUCAUAGUUCAUUAGAACGAUAAUAAUCGAUCAUGACGCUGAGCAACAACGUUAACGGUAACAACAACAAUAUCAACCACAUUGGACCGUUCGGAGACACGACACUAACUAAAGUGUUCGUGGGAGGCCUCGCAUGGGAAACUCCAAAAGAAGCCAUGAGAGACCACUUCGAGAAGUAUGGAGAGAUCUUGGAGGCCGUCAUCAUCUCCGAUAAACUCACCGGUCGUUCCAAGGGCUACGGAUUCGUGACUUUCAAGGAACCUGAAUCCGCCAAGAAGGCGUGCGAGGAAGCCACGCCGAUCAUUAACGGUCGCCGAGCCAACUGCAAUCUGGCAUCUCUUGGCGCGAGGCGGCCCAGGUCGUCAAAUGCAAACACUGCUUUUAAUCCUCCUGCACCUCAACAAGGAUCUAACAUUGGACCGAGGUCAAUGUCGCCGACACCUGCGAAUCCCGUGCAGUGGUAUUAUCCUGCUGCAACGCCUGCCGCGACGCCGUUUCAUCGGCAGCAGCAGCAUCUUCAUCAGCACGCCGCCGUUCCUGUCUACGGAUAUCCUCCGACCUACAUAGCUGCUGAUAUCAGUUACAAUCCAAAGCUAAGCUACACCGGCGGGACCUUCAUGGGUGGGCACUUCCCUCAAGUGUACCCAGGGGUGAUGAGCGCAAACACACUGAUGCCGAUGUACCCGAUGUAUCACUACCAUCAGGCACACACAAUGGGCCCUUCGGCCCACAUGUUCCCAACAACGACAGGGCCCAUUAGCCCAGUCCCGGCCAUCAUUUCGAAGCCUGCGUCAAUUACUGCCCCUAACUCAGUUUGCCUGGCUGUGGAAUAGGUACAAUUGAGAGGUAUAAAGAGGUUGGCCAAUGGAGCAAUUAAGGGAUGAUGAGCACUUUAGUUGGCAAUAACAAUCGGAAGGUGGUGGCUGCUCAGAACAACAUUAUUAUUUCUGAUCUGUUCUGGCUCUUCUUUCCCCCAUUUUUUUAAAAAAAAUAUUCUUCUUAUUCUUAUAAGUUGUUUGAUAAGAUUCUUUCAUUAUUCAGUUCUCUCUCUCUAGAUUUAUGUCUUUCUAUCUAACAUCCAUCUCAGCAUUAGCUGUGACCAUUGAAAGAAAAUAUUGUAACAGAGAAAUCAUAUCCAUGUGAAGCAUGGUUAAAUUUCCCUA
Molecule: messenger RNA, 1505 nt
Organism: Humulus lupulus (European hop)
Lineage: Eukaryota; Viridiplantae; Streptophyta; Magnoliopsida; Rosales; Cannabaceae
Product: probable RNA-binding protein ARP1
Exons: 6
Coding region: 375-1175 (266 amino acids)
Molecular function (GO): RNA binding
Source: RefSeq, a predicted model, not a curated record